Messenger RNA from Biomphalaria glabrata, 7816 nucleotides. RefSeq names its product alpha-(1,6)-fucosyltransferase-like. NCBI's taxonomy places the organism in Eukaryota, Metazoa, Mollusca, Gastropoda, Planorbidae. The record is from RefSeq and is a predicted model, not a curated record. Bases 340 to 2121 code for a protein of 593 amino acids. Gene Ontology annotation, biological process: protein N-linked glycosylation. The transcript has 11 exons. Gene Ontology annotation, molecular function: alpha-(1->6)-fucosyltransferase activity.
CGCUAUAGAAACAGUAUUAUUAGUAUAAGCCCUAUUUAAAGGACUGCCGUGAGGUUCAUUGAAUGCGUUCAGAAUUGUUGGAGGUAUUGUCAGACGACAUAUCGACUAGUCGUCUACAGUAUCGUUACUAAUAGGUCUAGUUAUGUUGUCUUUGCCACGUGACCUAGUUUAUCUAGAUUAGAUCUAAACCACUAGAAUGAUUAGAUCUAGUUUCUAGACCUAAGAUGAUAUCGAUAGAUAACAUAGACAUAAAAAGUCACAACUUUGACAACCUAUGGUAGACUACGAUUCUACGAAUCUAUUGGCACAGUUACUUCCCUUUGCAAACAAUGGCUGCCGAUGUUGUGUGGAUUGACUAUUAAUCAGGUCACAUGUGGCUUUGACUACAUCAGUGCCAUCAUCAUGCGUCAGUGGAAGUACGUUGCCGCAAUGCUGGCUUUCUGGUUGUGUAUUGUCCUUUACAUGACCAUGUCUGUCCCAUCUGGACAAGAGACUGUGAGCAAGACAGAGCGGAGUUUGGCCAAGGCAAUGGAAGAGCUGGAGAAACUCAAUUUACAGAACAUUGAGUUAAAGCAGUUGAUGUCACAGCUAAGGGAAUCUCAAAAAGUCAAUGAUCCUGCCUCAGACACAGAAGUCCAGAAACUAAAGUCUAGAAUGGAGCAAGCUAAAAAUGACAUGUCCCAGUUAGUGGGACUCCCAUCUCAUUUCUUAACAUUGGAGCAGGAAAUGGCUAGAAGAAAAGCAGAGACCACAACUAAAGAGUUAUGGUACUUUUUAAACUCGCAGAUGGAUAAACUCAUCAGAAUGGGUGUUGGGGAGGAGUCCCAUGUGCUGAAGUUAAAAAAAGAUUUGGAAGGCUACCGCAGAACCAUGAUGGAUGAUUUUGAUGCAUUACGUAAAGUUAAUAAUGCUGAUCAAUGGCGACUUGCAAAAUCAAAGGAGUUAGGAGAUUUAGUUCAGAGGAGAUUUGAAUACUUACAGAAUCCCACAGACUGCAGUGCUGCCAAAAAGAUUGUCUGUAACCUCCAUAAAGGCUGUGGGUUUGGUUGUCAGCUUCACCAUAUUGCUUACUGCCUGAUAGCUGCCUAUGCCAUGGAAAGGACAUUGAUACUGGAAUCCAAGGGCUGGAGAUACUCUCCUAAAGGCUGGGAGACUGUAUUUGAGCCUCUGAGUAAAACCUGUACAGAAGAUAGUAGUGCAUCAAGGACACACUGGGGAGCUUCUAGCGACAUGGACAAAUAUGAUGUCAUUGAUUUGCCUAUAGUUGAUAGUUUGUAUCCUCGACCUGAUUUUAUGCCACUGGCUGUGCCUGAUGACCUGUACAAGGAGCUGGCUGUCUUCCAUGGUGACCCUCCAGUGUGGUGGAUAGGCCAGAUCAUUCAUUACCUCUUCAGGAUGAAGCCAAAUGUACUGAAAGAUGUAGUGAAUGCUGGGAAAAAGAUGGGCUUUAGGGGAACUGUUGUAGGGGUUCAUGUAAGGAGGACAGACAAAAUCAACUUAGAGGCUGCCUACCACUCUCUAGAUGAGUACAUGAUUCAUGUCAAGGAGUUUUAUGACCAGUUAGAAAGGAGGCAGCCCAACAUUACAAGACGAGUCUAUCUGGCUUCAGAUGAUUCCAGUGUACUGCCAGAGGCCAAAAGCAAGUAUCCGGAGUAUAAAUUUAUUGCAGACAUCACUAUCAGCCAAUCUGCUGGUCUGGGAACCAGGUAUUCAGAUGGCUCAUUGAGAGGAGUCAUUAUAGAUCUGUACUACCUGGCCCGUUGUGACUAUCUGGUCUGCACCUUUUCUUCACAGGUGUGUAGGGUGGCCUAUGAAGUAAUGCAAACCCUUCAUGGAGACGCCUCUAAUAAUUUCAGGUCACUUGAUGACAUAUUUUACUAUGGAGGUCAGGAUGCCCAUGAUGUCAGGAUUAUAGAAGGACACCCAUCUAAUGGAGAUGGUGUCAUGGAGAUAAAGCCAGGAGAUGCUGUAGGUAUUGCAGGCAAUCACUGGAAUGGUUACUCCAAGGGAGUGAAUCGCAGGACUGGUGUCUCAGGACUAUUCCCAACAUAUAAAUCAAAGGAUAUUGUAAAGACUGUGAAAAUGCCCACAUAUCCACAAGUUCCUUGGAAGGUCAGGUGAUGGCCUUUCAGUUUUGUUUGUCAUGUUAUUUAUACUGCAUUUGUUGUCAAGGGCACUGCGCCGGGGGGAAGGUGAUAUUUGCAUGUUACCACUGUGUGUUGUAUUAACAACAAAUAUCCAUUGUGGCUUGAUUAUUUCAUGUAUUAUUUAUUAUUUUAUUUAUCAGACAUGUUUGAAUUUGAAUUGAGAUGCAAUGUUUGACAUUGACUUGACUACAAGAGUGUAUUUAUUGAAGGCAGUAGCCAAGUUUGUCAUUGGCUUGACUACAAGACAGUGUAUUUAUUGAAGGCUGUAGUUUGUCCAACUAAUGUGGUUAUUUCAUUUAAUAGGAUAGAGUUGUUCUCUUUUCCUUGCUCUUUUAUCUGAGAAAUUGUUUAUAAGGACUUCCAGGAAUCUAUAAAACAGUGGAUUGGAAUUUUAUAACAAAGUAAAGCUUUCUAAAUAGACUUUUUAAAUAAAAACAUAUAUAUAUAUAUAUAUAUUAAAUUUGAUAGCAAAAUUUUACACCAAAAAUUGUUUUUUUGAUUAUAGUAUUUUUUGUUCACUAUAUUGAAUCAGUGUACUCUGUUGACUGUGGAUAUUGUGUACAGAUUUUUUUUCUUAGUUGUACACAGUUAAAGUUUUAACUGUUAUGUGAUUAAUGCUUGAAUGUACACAUGUACAAUGUAUUUUCUCAAAUAUGUAUAUUCACAUACAUAUGUCUUUUAUAUUUAUGUACUCAUGGGACAAACUAAACCAAAGAAAUGAAUGAGCAGAAUUUGAAUGGGAUACUAGAAAUAAUGUCUGUCACGUUACUGUGGCAUCUUCAAUGACUAUUUGUACACCAAUUGCUCAUGUGAUAUUAUAUUUAAUUAAUAGCCCCCCCCCCCCCCCCUUUUUUUUCUUUAUUUUAAAGAGAAAUGGAAAUUUUUAUCAUUUGAUUUUUAGAAUGUUUUCAUUAUAUGAAUCAUUUGUUGACCAACAUACAGUUCUAUAAAAACAUGUUUGUUUCACCAUUUUUGUUGUUACAUUACAUUGUUAGAAGUAAUUAUCUACCAAGGAACUCUUUUUUAAGCCCAGCCACAGCCAGCAGGUAUUAGAGACUGAAAACAGAUUAUUUAUCUGUUAAACAUUACACUUACAAACAAUAAAUUCGUUGAUAAUUUAUUAUUAUUGAACUGGUCACUCUUAGAAAUAUAUUUGAGACUUUAUCUUGAAGUAGUCAUUUAAAGUAUGUCAUUUUUUUUUUAAUUCAUUACUUUUGUAUAGCAUGCAUGCUCAGUGCACUCAGGUCCAAUUCUUUUUGUGGACUUGUGAUGUGGUGGCUAUCUGGUAGAAAGUUCCUUUAGAAGUUCAGCAACCACAACUCAGCUCUAAUCUGGAUUUGAAUUUGAUCCUUUUUGCUAGGUAGCAAUGAGGUUUAGGCCACACAGCCACACAUCAUUACUUUUGAAAGGGAGGUAAUAAAGUGCUUUGGUAGGGGGGAUAAUCAGGGUAAACUUUUGUCAAGUGCUGUGAUUUGUUUUUUUUAAAUCAGACUCAAAUCUCAUUGCUGUAAGUAGGAUGUUAGUGUUAGUAUUACAAUUAGUAUUUAUAGACAAAUGUUGCUCAUUGACAUUUAGGAAAGCUGGGAUAUGCUAGACAAUUAGCUUGUUAACAGUUUUGUUGUUGACAUUAUGUUAACAUUAUGUAUAAUGUAUCCUAUAUUCACAAUUUUUAUUUAGUGAUUAAUGAAGCUUUUUUUUUUUUUUUUUAAUUGAAUGAACUGAUCUCUUUCAUUGUCUAGCUAGUUGAAUUUGAGUUUUUUUGUUAUUUUGAUUCUGGUUUGUGUACUAACUACAUUCAUUGUGACUGUUCAGAUUAUCCUUUUACUGGAACAGGAAUGUUGGGUUUAUUUGAUGGAAUAUCUUUUUUUAAACCACAGUGACAGAUAUUCUACUCUUUUAAUGUGUUAUUGUCAUGAAUGUUGAAUAUCUAUUUCAUAUCACAUCAACAGUUUAUUAUUGUCUUAACCUUGUUUACUAACAUUGACCACAUUUGUUGUUGUGCUUACACCAUGAUCAGUUCUUUCAUUGCAUUGCAUUAGACUUUUGUUUUUCGGUUGCAUUUAAUUUUGUGCAGACUAAUGGCGGGACUUUUUUUUUUUUGUUACACACCAGCUUUGCUGCUACUUUGUUUGACAGAAGACACAGUUGUGUUUGAUCCCAUCAUGCUUUGCUUAGUACUUCUUCUUGUGUUAGGAUUGGCUGAUUUGUUGAUUGUUAUUUCAAUUUCUUUGAAAUCCUUUGAUUCAAUGGGAACUAUUCCCUGACUUUGUUUGAUUGGAAUGUUUUCUGUGAUGACAUAGAAAGAACAUCCUACACCUUUUUUUUACUUCUAUACAUUUCUGGGCCACAUUUUAACUGAUACACUUUUUAUUCAAAUACCAGUACAUCUGCUUGUCCUUUGUUUACUUUAGUUGGCAACAUCUAGAACUCAGGUUUUCAAUUCAGAAUUAGACUGGCUGUCAGCCCAAUGACUACACUAGUUGAUUGGUGUAAACAGCAAUGUUUUGACACAUUAGGAGAUUUUUGUUGGACCAGUUGUAGUGUUGUUAUAAUUGUUUACUGUCCUCAGCAACAACUACUUCCACAUCUUUGUCCUCCUUCCCCUUCUCCUGGAUCCUCUUCUCAGAUUUAAUCUUUAGUGACAAAAAUAUUUGUUAAAAAAAAUGUAGACAACUUAAAUAAAAAAAUGUAUGUGCAAUGAUUGUAAUUAUUGAUGUGAUUAGAUAGAUGCUUUACACACAUAUUUUAAUAUUUGAUUUUGUUUUGCUUCUCUAGUCAUGAACAUUUGAUUGCUAUAAAUGUAAACAAUUUUAAUGUUCAUUUAAUGCUUUAUUUAUUUAUUUUUGUACCAAACUGUACCAUUGAAUGUGUUGUUAGUGUUGACAGUUGUUGAAACAUUGUCUGUUCUAAUUGUUUCAAUGAAGAGUAUUCAACUAAAUUGCCAUUUGUACAAAGUCUGUUGGGAACAAUGGAACUACUUAAGACACUGGAAAGGUGCAGUGGUUAAAUGUAUGCUGAUAUCAAAAGGGACAUUUACUGGUGAAGUAUUGUGUGUCUGAUGUCAAAGCUAAUGUUUGGCAAGUUUUGUUUGAAGUCUCUUGUGUUAAGAUUUCUCUCCCCUCCAUAAUUAAUCAGAUUUUGAUUUUUGUGUCUGUCUGGAUCUAUGUAGAAAAUGCAGAAAAGUUUGAUGUACUAGAGUUGAAAGGUCAUACAGUUUCAUGCUUGUCCCAAUUAAUUUUAAAUGAUCAAUUUGUGUCAUUCGCACCCUGAAAAAGUUUAAAUUUAGUUCUAGCUAGAAAACAGUUAACAGGAAGAAGUCUUAGUAGUAGUGUCAGUAGUUUGUGAUGGGGCUAAUGUUCUUGUAUUCCACUAGAUUUGUUACAGUUCACAUGAAGUUAGUGCUGUUAAAACAAAACAAACAAAUACAAAGCAUCAAGUCAUGAUAACAUUCGUGUGCUCUACAGUGUGAUUAGUUUGAGCACUCUUGGGGAGCUCACAAUAAAACGUACACAAUCAAGUGUAUUUUUUUACUAAUGAAAUUCUCCCAAUGUAAUCUAGUAAUGCAAGGAAUAGCCCAGUCCUCCAAUCAACAAGUAUAUAACCUUUAUGUAUCACAUUGUUCAGUUUUGAAGCUAGUUGAGUUAGAUCUCUGAUAGUAUAUAGACAAAGGACUGUACCAGUAGAUGUUUAAACUGAUAGUAUAUAGACAUUGGACUGUACCAAUAGAUGUUUAAACUGAUAGUAUAUAGACAUUGGACUGUACCAGUAGAUGUUUAAACUGAUAGUAUAUAGACAUUGGAAUGUACCAGUAGAUGUUUAAACUGAUAGUAUAUAGACAUUGGACUGUAUCAGUAGAUGUUUAAACUGAUAGUAUAUAGACAUUGGAAUGUACCAGUAGAUGUUUAAACUGAUAGUAUAUAGACAUUGGACUGUAUCAGUAGAUGUUUAAACUGAUAGUAUAUAGACAUUGGAAUGUACCAGUAGAUGUUUAAACUGAUAGUAUAUAGACAUUGGACUGUAUCAGUAGAUGUUUAGACUGAUAGUAUAUAGACAUUGGAAUGUACCAGUAGAUGUUUAAACUGAUAGUAUAUAGACAUUGGACUGUAUCAGUAGAUGUUUAGACUGAUAGUAUAUAGACAUUGGAAUGUACCAGUAGAUGUUUCUUUCAUUAGUGAUUUCAAUUGAACCUGCUCACUUUGUACACAUAAACUCCAUGCACUCUCUCACUCACACAGAGACUGCCUAUAAAUGUUUUCAGUUUCAUUAUCAAGUAUUAAAAAUGUUUAAAAGAGAGAACUACACAAAGGGGGGGGGGUUGUAACUGUCUGCUUGAUGUCUAGGCUCUGUGCAUGGAAAAUGGUUUGGUCAAGUUUGCUUUUAAUUCCUGAUGUUGUGGAGAAAGAAAGAUAAUUUUAGCUUGUUGUUAUGAAAUUUUAGUUCAAUGAUUGUGAAAGAAAAAUGUUAUGUUUUUUUUUUGCUUGACAUCAAGAAUUUCUGGAGAGUCUGUUGGUGUGCAUCAAUUCACCUACCAAUGUUCUCUUGUUGUUACAAAUAUGACAUAGUAAAUGUAUCAAGUGUAAUGGUGAGAGACAGUGCUACUGGCUUGUACUAAAUAAAUGUAAGGAUGUGUCAUGGAUCUUGUCAGAGGGAGUUUAAACAUGUAAAAAACUAAAUUAAAAAAAAUGUUUCAUUUAAUUUUUUAGAUUACAUUUGUGCAUUUUAAUUAAGAAUUUCUUGAUUUUUUAUGGAUACAGUUUUUUAAAACUGUUGUGUUUUUUUUUUGCCGGUAAUUAAAAAUGUUUUUAUGCAAAUAUUUUACUUCGGAAACUGGCAUCUUUUUCUCAAACAUUGUUUACGUGAUUGUUUAUCUCAAACUUUUAUGAUCAGAGUGCAUUAAAAAUACAUUUAGAAAGUUAUCAGUGGUAAAUUCUUUUUCUGAAUCCUAUGAUAAAUCUUUUUAUUUUUUUAAAAAUAUUUUUCCAUAAGAGAUUAGAACAUUGGACUUACAAACCAGUGUCAUGUUAAGCAGCCAGAGAAUCUAGGACUUACUUGUUACAUUUGGUAAUGUAACCCUGGAUAACUGCAGUGUAAUGUCUAUGCUAAUUGCUUUCAAUUAUUAAUUUUUACUUGCCAAAACAAAAUGGCAAUACAAUAAAAUAAAAAUAAAUCAUCUUUUUUUUUUUUUGAAUUAAUUUUUUUUUUUUUUUUAAAGAUUUAGAUUAUUGAUUUUAUGUACUGUGUUGUUCUCCCAGUACAAGGUAUGUUAUUUAGUGGUUGCAACUACAGCUAGAUAACUGCUAGUUUAAUUCACUUUCUUAUAAUUUUACUCCAAUGCCAUUUGUAGUAUUAAAAUGAGUAGCUUGACAAAUGAAUACAAGAAAACCAAAAUUGUGUACUAGUUCUGAUAUUUUCAUCUUUGAUUCUCACUUUUGUUAGAUUUAUAUACAAUGAGAUCCAUGACUCGAGCUGUAUCACUGUAUUUAUUUCCCUUUGGCUUCUGAGUUGUCUUUCCCUUGUCUCUUGUUAUGUCUCUAUUUAUAGACACGACCUCUUUCGUUAAUGUAUUUUUUCCCUUCUUAGUCAGUAUUUGUAUUUCUUCUUGUUUUCUCUUGGACAUUUAUUUCUCAUGAUGAAAUCAAAUUGUUUUAAAAUAAAACACAAACUAGUCA